Molecule: messenger RNA, 4700 nt
Organism: Calidris pugnax (ruff)
Lineage: Eukaryota; Metazoa; Chordata; Aves; Charadriiformes; Scolopacidae
Gene: CTTNBP2NL
Product: CTTNBP2 N-terminal like
Exons: 5
Coding region: 226-2136 (636 amino acids)
Source: RefSeq, a predicted model, not a curated record
UGUGUUCUUUGCAAUGUUGUUUUUUUUAAGAAGUGGAAGAGUUUUGAGCCAAGUGCUUGCAGAGGAUCUUGACACUUCCAGUUGACAACCUCCCUGUCUGUGCCUGGGGCUGCGCUUCGGUUCCUGCCCGCUGCCACUGACUCAGACCUUCGCUGGAGUCGGCGGGUGAAGCCCUCUUGGGCUGGCAGCUCUGGUUGACUUGGUUCCUGCCUACAUGUUUUCAGGAUGAAUCUGGAAAAACUCAGCAAACCAGAACUACUGACGCUGUUUAGCAUUCUGGAGGGAGAAUUAGAAGCAAGAGAUCUCGUCAUAGAAGCCUUAAAGGCCCAGCACAGGGAUACGUUCAUCGAGGAGCGCUAUGGGAAGUACAACAUCAGCGAUCCAUUGAUGGCUUUGCAGAGAGAUUUUGAGACCCUGAAAGAGGGAAAUCACGGUGAAAAGCAACCAGUAUGCUCCAAUCCCUUGUCUAUUUUGAAAGUGGUGAUGAAACAUUGCAAGAAUAUGCAAGAAAGAAUGUUAUCCCAACUAGCUGCUGCGGAGAGCAGACACAGAAAGGUGAUUCUGGACCUGGAGGAGGAGCGGCAGCGGCACGCCCAGGACACGGCCGAGGGGGACGAUGUCACCUACAUGCUGGAGAAGGAGAGGGAGCGACUCACCCAGCAGCUGGAGUUUGAAAAGUCCCAAGUGAAAAAGUUUGAGAAAGAGCAGAAGAAGCUGUCGAGCCAGUUGGAGGAGGAAAGGGCACGGCACAAGCAGCUGUCCUCCAUGCUUGUGGUGGAGUGCAAGAAAGCCACUGCCAAAGCAGCUGAAGAGGGGCAGAAGACAGCAGAAUUGAGCUUGAAAUUGGAAAAAGAGAAGAGUAAGGUGAGUAAACUGGAAGAGGAGCUGGCAUCCAAGAGGAAGCGGGGCUUGCAGAUGGAAGCCCAGGUAGAAAAGCAGCUCUCGGAGUUUGACAUUGAGAGAGAACAGCUGAAAGCCAAGCUGAACAGAGAAGAAAACCGUACAAAAGCACUCAAAGAAGAGGUGGAAUGUCUGAAGAAAGCCCUGAAAGAGCUGGAGGCUUCUCGCCAGGAGCACAGUCACACUGAGCCCUCGCAGCCGAGCCCCUCGGUGAUGUCCAGAGGUGUCACAACUGAGAGUCCCCCAGUGAAGUCUGUGUCUUGCCAGACAGAGUGUCUGCAGACGGAGCGAGCAAGCCCUGCUGGCACAGGCAAAGCCCUACAUCCCGUGUUUCCCAGCCCCACGACACCUCCCCAUUCCCACCUGAAAUCCAACGGGCACUGUGACACCGACGGGCAGACGGGCAGCGAGCAGCUGCAGACAAACACAGCAGAGAGCCAUGGCCAGAAGGAGAAAUCUGCUGGAGCAGCCCCAGAAAACGCAGUUGAGAAUGGGAGUUCUCCUGUAAGAACGGAGUCACCGGUGCACCUGAUGUCCCAGGUCCCUUCCAGUGGGGUCUCCCUGUCUCCCAGCGGCACAGCCGCCUCCUCUCUGACACCUUCUCCCUGCUCCUCACCCGUCCUGAGCAAACGCCUUGUGGGGGCUUCAGCAAGCAGCCCUGGUUACCAGUCGUCCUACCAGGUGGGGAUCAAUCAGCGUUUCCACGCCGCUCGGCACAAGUUCCAGUCUCAGGCUGAGCAGGAGCACCAGUCGAGCGGCCUGCAGAGCCCGCCGUCACGGGACCUCUCUCCCACCCUGGCAGAUAACUCUGCUGCCAAGCAGCUGGCCCGCAACACGGUCACUCAGGUCCUCUCCAGAUUUACCAGCCAGCAGGGACCUAUUAAACCCGUCUCCCCUAACAGCUCGCCCUUUGGUACGGACUAUCGAAAUCUGGCAAACGCCGUGAGCCCCAAAAAUGAAUCGGGUCACUCUCCAAGCCCUGGCAAGGUUUCCAGUCCUCUAAGCCCGCUGUCUCCUGGCAUUAAGUCACCAACCAUUCCCAGAGCAGAAAGAGGGAACCCUCCACCCAUUCCUCCAAAGAAGCCCGGCCUCGCUCAGUCACCCGCUGCUCCUGCCCCCCUCACCAAAACCUCCUCCCAGGCUGGGGUCCCCAUGGACGUGGCCAGUAGCUGCUCCACCACCACCGUCGUGUCCAACGGCAAAGACAUUGAGAUCCUCCUGCCCAGCAGCAGCUAGUCUCCAGGGCACUGGAAGGGGACACUCCAGGGCUUAGCAUCCUCAAGCUAAGACACUGUUUUUUCCACUCCAUGUUAUUUAUUUCCAUAGUAGCAGAUUCUGUCUGUAUAAAGCAUUUAGUAUAUUUUUUUUUUCUUUUCUAAUAGGUAGGAAAAUAUUUUUGUUUAUGAAGAAACCUUAACUACAGCUAUACAGUAGCCUCAAAAUGUCUCGUGGCAACAGUCAGAUCAUUAGAGAUAACAAGAACCAUAAUCACGUGGUGGGACCUAACUAUCAGACUCUAAUGGGACUGAAAUGCUACUUUUAAAUUAUGCAGAAAUAACUUUUGCAGACUUUUUACUCCAGAUGAACAUUUUUAUAAAAAGUGCCUGAACUAAGCCUGCAAUAUGAAUGUGAUUCUCUGAGGAAGGUGAGGAGGGGACCAUCGAGCUGCAGAAACAGAUUCUGCUGUGAGUCAUGAAUGUUGAAACCAACACUGGUUUUCUUUUUAAUUCUUUCCAUUUGCUAAAGUAAGCUAGCAAAUGUGCUACAGGUUCUGUAGGGUGACCACCAGAGUGACGCAGCCAGCCACGCACUGUCACUUCAGACAUGGCUCCCAGCUACUUGAGGACACAAACACAGACUCUUGGGGUAAAAUGUAGCCAUAACACAACCCAGAUUACUUUUCUUUGUGUUCCUUGUCCCCGUAGUUCUUUUUGCUUUCCUGUAGCACCCUCUGCAGAGGUGCCCAUGUGCUUUAAGUGGCUGAGCUCUGGUUUCUGGUGUGUCACCUUGAAUUUUCAAGCUCUUCAAGCAUUCUACUGUUGUGUGUAGAACUUCUGAGACUAUUACUUGACAAAGAUCUCACUACUACUUGAAAAAAAAAAAAAAUCACUACUCCAUAUGAUACAGGUUUUUUUGCAACAGUAACAUGGGAUCUUCUACUAUAAACAAAAGCAAUAAUGUUGUUCCUGGCGUAUGGGUUGUGUCCAGCUGACCUGGCUCUUACUCCCCAGUUGGCUACGGGAUCUUGCUGGCUUUCCUUGGCUGCAGACACGGACCCAAAUCAGUGCUGCCACGUGGAAUUGAGUAUGUGUACAUGUGUGAGUGGUUUCACACACAUACAUAUUAAAUACACAGUGCAUUAGGAAAAUUUUUACCUAUUCUUGACGUUAAUACGGAAGACAAAGCGGGAAUUCAUUGAGGUUAAAAAAAAGUAUCACUUAGAGCGAGGAAUUGUCUAAGUUGGAGGCAAAUUGUGUGUGUGAGGAAUUAUUUGGGGCCGAGAGGGGAGAAGUGACUGGUUCCUUGUGAGAAACACUUGCCAGGAGCGGGGUGGCCCUGGCUGCUGUGUGUGCUGCCCUGGGCCAGCGGCACCGCGGGGCUGGCUCUGAGUCACGGCGGCGAGAAGCACGGGACACACACCCCACGGGGCAGAGGCUGAGCACAGCCCCGAGCUCCUUAUCUCGGUGCUUGUAGCUGAGCUGAUCCUAAAUUUAGAAGCUGGACGUGCUGCUGAGUGUCGGUCCCUGUUCAGCAUCUCCCUCAGCAGCAGCUCCCCACUGCCAGCGCCUUCUCCGGGGUCGUUCUUCAAAGUUUAAUUAGACAAAAAGCAUCCACCUUUAUUGUAGGACGCGCUGCUGUACACGGCCUGGGGGCAUCCCUCUGGCUUUGGGUCUCCUCCUGCAGGACACGGCAGCUCUGGUGCUGCUCAGGGGGGCUGCUGGUCACAGUGACCCCACUCUUUUCCCCCGCGCAGCCCCGGCGGGUAUUUAGAGUAAAACAAGAGGGUUUUACACACCUUUGAGUAGCCUUUUAAAUUGUGGUUUCACGUGCUGCUGUUCCUAAUGCAGUGGAAGGGGCUGUGUACCCACAGCAGGGGACAGAGCAGCCUGGAGGUAAAUGGGCAGUGACUCUUUCGGAAGCACAUUUAUUACUUUUUUUAAGUAUCCACAACAGAUUUUUUCCUCUUGCUGAGAGUAAUUGUAAGAACUGAUGGGUCUCGGCCCACGUGUGGCUUCGGAUUCAAAAGUGAGGCUUUUGUAUACACUGCUUUAACGUGUUUCUUUGCUUUUACAUUAAUCUGAAUGGUAUUAUCCCCUUUCUUUAUCAGUAGCUCUAGAGAGAGAUGGACGAUGCUGAAGUCUAUUAGGAAAUGCACUGAGUACUGCUCUUCUCAAAUACCCUCCGGGAAGGGGUAUGCAAAGGAAUGUAUUUUUGCUAGUAGCUGAUCUUCUGAGAGAAAAAACUAAGCACAAGAUACUAAAAAUGGAUCCAACUAAUCCAGUAAGACACUUAGAGUUAGUAUUUAACUGUUGAUGUAGAUUCUGUGUGGAAGAGACUAAAUAUUUCUUCUUCUCUAACUCCCACUUGUUAGAAGCAGACGUUGUUGCAGAGUUUGUCACUGGCGGAUGGAGUAUAAUGAAGUGCAAAAUGUAUACACUAGUAUUAAUUCAUUAACACUUGUAAAUUUGUAAAGCCAAAUGUACCAAGCUGAAGUCUUUAAUCAUUUUUAUAGCUGACGGCAUUAAACAUGUUAAACAUUCAUAUUAUCAAUAAAGGAGUUUAUUUUUAAGAUGUGCAAA